CACACACACACACACACACACACACACACACACACACACACACACACACACACACACACACACACAUACACAUUGAAUGUUGACUGCUGACAGGUGGGAGAUGCUCUGUUCUCAUGUGCUCAGUUGAAAUUGAGCAGCUGAUGUCCCGGUCUCUGCAGAGAGGCCAAUCAGUCCAAUCAGAGGGUUAAAAAUAUGCACCUGAUUAUCUGAAGGGACGGAGUGUUAGCUCUGAUUAAUAGAGCUGUGUUCAGGCUUGCACAGCGUCUAAGGGUGCAUGAAAGUGUCUACAUGCUCAUUUCAAGCUGCUUGAUCUGGCACACGUGAAAGCAGCAUAACCAGCGUUCACACUUCUUAUAACUGGGCUCAUGAGUUUCUGAAUAUAGCUCGAGUCUGGAGCUUUUGUUCUUUUUAGGGUGCUGCAAAGCUGGAGAAACAUAUACUGUAUAUGACAUGAUAUGAUAUAUGUAAUUCAGUUGUUGUUGUUUUUCAGGAUGUAAUAUGCAGAAAUACAAAUGAGUUGUAGAAGGACUUGAACUACAGAAUAGCUGAAUAUCAAACAGAAUAUUUCUAUACAUUCUCUAAAAAUAACCCUAAAUACAGUAUCAGUUGCGCCAUCAUUAUCUUUGCCCUUCACCACUAAUUAUUAACAUUGCUGCUCCUGUUUUGGCCACUUAUUUAUAAUAGCACAGUGCUGUUAAAUUCUUGAAUCUAAUUAAUUCCAUUGCUGUGGAAUAAGAGGAAUAAUCAUAAUCAUAAUCAGAGUAUAAAAGCACACUGACACACACACACACACACACACACACACAGUUUUUAUUAUAGGUCUGUGGUUUCACAGCAUGCCCUCAACACUCCCCAAGAAUUUGUGUCCUUUACAAAAUAGGUUAUUUAAUCCAAGCUGCCUACCAUGUCACUUUAUCUGUAUACAGUAUGUGAGUGAAAGAAAGAAUAAGGACAGAGGGUAUGUCCUGGGAUCUUAAGGCCCCUGCAGCAUUUGCGGCUUACUAGGCUUGAUAUAUUAGAUCAUAUUCCCUUUAGACCUUUGAAACACAGACACCAGAGUAAAGAAUUGCUUCACAUUGAGCCAGCUGAACAUAAAAGUGCCAGUGGUGGCUUAACUUCUUUAGGUGCAUGAAGAACUGUAUACUUUGCUAAUAUAUUGUAUCAUAAAACAGCAAAGGGGCUGGGCUUGAUAAUUUAGGAGUUUUUAAAUUAAAAAAAUGCAUGCAUCAGGAAUAUUUCUGUAAAGAAUAGGAUUAUUAAAUUAAACUAGGAUGUUGUUUCCAUUCAAAUCAAGUAUAUUUGCUUUAGCCAAGAUGGACUGAACAGCAGUCUAUAAUAAACUAUGGCAGACGUAUUCAAACUUUUUCCCCAUGAGACACAAUUGCCCCAUCAACCCCCUCCACGCAAAAUGCAGAAAAGUUAUUUAUUUUUGGUAUUUUUCCAUCUCACCCCACACCUCAGUUCCACCCCCACAGUUUUAAUACCUCUAAACCUAGUUGCAGACAUGGCAAGUCAAAAUACAAACAUGACACCAAUUGAGUUUGGGAUAUGUCCAACAGCAAGGUUGUCAGAAGUCAUCAGAAAAAAAACGAACAACGUUUCUAUUUAAGUUAGCUUAUCUCCAGCAAUACGUAUGAUGAGCGGAGAUUCUCCUUCCUUUUGCCCCACAGAGUAAUGCCUCACAUUGCCUUAUUAAUGAUUGAUAAUGCAUCGUUUUAAUGAUUUGUCCAAAACCAAUAAUCUAAUACUCUCAAAUGGCAGACAUUUAUGACUCUUGAUGGCUUUAUUUAUAAGUUUUGACCCAUUUCACCCCCAACCCCCAAACUGCUUUAUCUUUUACCAUGGCCUUUUACUGUCUGUAGGCAUGCAAUGUCUAACAGCAAUCCUUGAGUGUUUCUCAUCACCAUAAUCAGCUUCUAAGAUUUGCACUGCCAUGUGCUAUGGAUAACGUUGUAAAAAUAGCCCAUCCUGCAUUUGGGAUGAUCCAGUCUCUAAUGCCCCGUCUUUGUCAACACUGUUGACAUCUCAGCCAUUCAGUGGCAAGCAGAGUUCAGUUGGACUCUGGUAUAAAAGGUGUUGGUGUGUGUGUGGAUCUGAAUGUGUAUAACAACGCUAAAUUCUGUACAAGUUCAUCACAGCCAGUAUUGCACCAAACAAGAAGCUCAGGAUUGAGAGGGAGCGACCACAGUGUGGUAAUGGAGGAGCAGGUAGUGGAAAGGAAAGAGGGAUUGGACUGCACAGAGGUUCCAGACAAGGUUUUUUUGGGAGAUGUGGAGACCUACAAGGUUCUACAAAGAGGAGUGGACGAGGGCAAGGUUCUGGAGGGUACUCUAGAUUUUGGGGAGGAUCAGACUAAGGUACUGGAGAACAGUGUUUACAUGGGCAAAGCUCAAAUUCUUAAAGGGGUGGGAGUGGAUCAAUUUCAACAUGAGAUGUCAAGUAAUAUCAUGGGCAUGGUUCAAAAUGAGGUUCUGGAUGGCAAUAUGGAUGUUGUCAAGGUCUAUACUGUGGUUCUAGAGGGUGGUUCUGACAAAGAUGAUGCAAUUCAUGGCAAUAUUCUGGAGGAUAGUAUGGAUAUGGAGGUUCAAUACAAAGUUUUGGAUGGUGGAAUAGAUGUGAACAAAGUUGAAGACAAGUUUUUCAUGAGUGGUGUUGAAGUUGACAAGUAUUUGGAGGGGGGUCUGGACAUGGACAAAGUUCAGUGCAGAGUUCUGGAGUGCAGAAUGAAUGCAGACAAGCUUCAAGACAAAUUUCUGAAAGGUGGUGUGGAGAUAGGCAAGUUUCAAGACAAGGUUCUGAAGGGCGAUGUGCAUCACCUAGUGGAAGACAAUUUUCUAAAGAAGAAUGUCAAUGUGGAUAAGAUUUAUGGCACUGUAAAUAUGGAAAAGGUUAUAGAUGACGUUCUAGAGGAUGCUGUAGCCAUGGAUAUGGUACAAAACAGGAUGGAAGAUGGUGUUGACGUGGACAAUACUCUAGAUGAGGUUCUGAAGUGCAGUGUGAACAUUAACAUAAAUGAGAAUGGUGUAGAUUUGAAGGAGGCUCAUGACAUGGUCCAUGAGGACAGGGUGGAUGUGAAGGGGAAUUUGAAUGCCCAGGAACGGUUUGAUACCCUGCGCUGCCAGGUGAGGAUCAUCACACGGCACAACCUGAGGCUGCACAUGGCCAAUCACACGACUCGGGAUGUGUAUGUGAGGCUGCUCGGCCAUGGGGAACGAAUCACAGGAAGUGGUAAGGAAGCAUAUGAUGAUCAUGAGGAAGACAAUCUCUUACUGGUGUGAUCAGUGUUGAUUUCUAUUAGCUUGGAAAUAAACUCCUACUCGGGUAUUAUUUGUUUUCUUUAGGUGCAGCGUGAACAUGAUACCAUUGUAAAGUUAGUAAAGUAGUUACAAAAAUGUAUCAAAAAUGUAUGGUCUAUGAAAGGUUACAGCAAAUAUGGGGGUUUUGGAUUGAUGAGUUUUAGAAGUACAAGACGUUUUAGUGCUUUUCCAGUGCUAAGCAAGUGCCUAGUCAUAAUCUCUCUCUUCAGACUUCUUAAAUAAUAGUUAGCAAGUGGGCAAAAGAAAGACGCCAAUGUCAACCCUUGAAUUGCCUUUGCCGAAAAACCGACUGAACGGCAGCUGUUCCUUUUCUUUAAUGGCCCAUUCAUGUCCUCGCAGAAAGUCGCCCACACACACUUGGUCUUUGUUGACUCUUACUGUUGCCAUGACACCAAUCAGCGAUGGACUGCUGACUCUCCUCCUCCUGCUGUGUUCAAAUAUGUGUAUGUCUUUCCUGGUUUGUGUCGCUAUGGUGACAGGUUCUCUCUUGUGUUCCGAUCUUGACUUCUCUGUAAUGCAACGUUACAGUGAGAAUGACCCCAUUUAGUGGGAUUGAUAUUACAUUUGCUCUUUAAGCUCUCAAAUGCAGAUGAAACACUACGAUCUUCUUAUAAUGACUUACAGUUUAUUAUAUCCUCUUAAGCCUUAAAGCGAUAUUUCUUUCAUUUAUACAGUAAGACAGAUGAUUGGAUAUUUUAAAUACGUUAAAAGAGUAAUGCUAUUAUGUCAUUUUCUUAUACUAUAUCUCUUACCGUAUAAAAUUUUGAAAUAUGGUUCCCGGAACAAUAACAUGGUGUGUAUGAGAGAGAGAGAAGUCGUUGUGGUGAUGAUGUCACUGAUGACUUAGUCAGGAGACUUGUUUUAAUCCGCACUUGCCCGACAGCUGGGUCUAUUUUUACACUGGUGUUACCCAGAGGGUACAAGCUAAAGCCUUGUUUCUCGCACACACAUACACAUUGUGUUUACAUCUUUCAGUUUUAAGAUGAAUUACCUAUGAAUUAUUCUUUAAUUCAUUUGUAAUCAGUUUUGACCCCAUUUUCUCCAAAAUUGUCAAGAUUGCCAUCCACUAGCAAGGUUUCCACAUAAUAUAACCGUUUUUGUGAUUGUGUCGCAUCCAAAAAUGGUUGAUUUUACUGCAGCUUUUUCAUUUUUCUUUUAAACUCCUACCAGUGAAGACACAUACUGUACUGUAUGUAAUUAUUUUGUGUGAUUGCUGUACUCCUGUUCAAAGCACAUGAAUCGAAGAUGGCUCGGAUUGAACGUGAGUGUUAAAACAUCUUGAUAAAGUGCAAGCUCCUCCAAAUAUUGUGGACUUUGCUUGAUUAAUUGUGAGCAUUUUUGCAGUCGUAAAAUCUUGACGUCCUGGAAGGACUUCACAACUCAUUAUGUGCAUAUCUGUACACAUAGUUUACACAUCAUUAUUUUUGUAAAUUGAUUGUCUUAUCAUCAUUUCAUGCAUUUUAGACUCGUGUAUUUGCUCUGAUAAAAAUGGUCAUUAUGUUACUGCUGAUAAGUUUUUGUUGUUGUCAGUGAUGUAUUUCUGUUCUU
This is a messenger RNA of Tachysurus fulvidraco (yellow catfish), 4865 nucleotides long. RefSeq lists its product as uncharacterized. The record is from RefSeq and is a predicted model, not a curated record. Lineage: Eukaryota; Metazoa; Chordata; Actinopteri; Siluriformes; Bagridae. The transcript has a single exon. The coding region runs from base 2196 to 3278 and encodes 360 amino acids.